AUGUUAUUGAAAAGUGGUCAAGAAAUUGAAAAAAUCCAACAUCAUUUUAAUGAAAUAAAUGAGAGGAUUUCUCAACAAGAAAAAGCGAUUAUAAUUAUCGGUGAUACAGGGGAGGGAAAAAGUACUUUAUUGAACUAUUUAACUAGAGUUCCCUUGUUUAGUAAAGAUGAUGACUUUGGUGACUAUAUUAUUUAUACCGAAACUUCUGAUGGUAUAAAUAUUAAUGAUAGAUCUAUUUCACAAACCACUUUACCAUUACGUCGAGGAAUAUAUUGGGAUUGCCCUGGUUUUGGUGACACACGAGGUCCUGUACAGAAUAUUAUAAAUGCUUAUUCAAUUUAUAAAUUAGUCAAAAGUGUAAAAAAAUUAAAAGUUGUAGUUGUCGUUUCUGAAUAUGUAAUUAAAAGUACAAGGAAAAAGGAAUUCUUAAAUCUUAUUAAUAAUAUAGGAGAAACGUUUAAAAAUACUGAUGAUUUAGUUCAGGGAUUAUGUCUAGUUAUAACAAAAAACAACAAACUUGACGCUAGAAAAGUAAGACUUUGUUUCCAUAAAAUACUUGAAGAACAAGGUGAUCAGGAAAAUUUUAGUCAAUCAAAGAGAAAAAUUCUCAAUUUUUUAUCUUCUUCCGAAAGUCAAAUAGUUUUUUUUAAUGCUCCUCAACAAGAAGGUAAAGUUUCUGAUACCGACAAAUCAUCAAUUUUAGAGAGUAUAGAGAAGAUUUCUUAUUUGAAAGGAUUAGAUCCUAAUAUUCUUCUUGAUGAUGGUCCAAAACUUUAUAUCAAAGAUUUAGUCGAAAAAUUUCAUGUAGAUAUAAAAAAUUUUAUCUUGGUAAAAUUUUAUCCAGCUGUUCAAAGCUAUCUUGAAACAUUAAUCGAUACACAUUUAGGCACAAUUAAAGAAUUGAGAAAAUCUUUAACUGAUGUUUCUGAUCUAUUGAUGAAUAUACAUGAGAAACCACAACAUUUUGAUGAUAAUAUUCAACAAAUUCUCUUAAUCGUUGAAUUUAUACAAAGAAUUGAUCUUAAAGAAGAACUUUUGAAAAAAUUUUCUUUAUUCAAUUUUUUUAAUCUUGUUAAACCGGUGUCACUUGAAAUUAAGGGAAAUACUAGUAGUUGGUAUAAUUAUAUAUCUGAAUUAAUUAAUGAAAUAGAUGCACUUACAUCUUUUAAGGUAUAUAGUCAAGAAUGUUUGUUAACACUUGAAGGUAUAAUCAUUGGUACUGAAGAUCUUAACACUGCUAUGAAUGAUCAAGAAAUAUCCGAAAUAUCUGAAAUAAAUGUGUUUAGUUUGAAUAGCUUAUUUAUUGACAAGGAUAUAAUUGCACCAGGAGUUAAUCUGGCUUUGAUAUCUCCUAAAUUCCGAGUUAUAGGUAAAAGAACAAUUAAUUUAAAAGGUAAUUCGGGUCCUUUACACCAACCAAAUAAAGCAAAUGAUGGAAUAUCUUUUACUAAAGAUCGAAUUUAUAAUGAAGUUUAUGAUGAAGUAAAUGAUAGAAUAUCUACACAAAUUAUCGAUGAGAUAACUUUUACCAAAGAAAUAAUUAAUGAUGAAGCAAUUAACGAAAUAUCAUCCACUGAAGAAAUAGUUGAAGAAAUAAUUGAAGAAAAAAUAAAUGGAAAAGACGGUUUACCUGGACAACCUGGAUAUAAUGGUGGGAAUUUUUACGCUAAAGGGUGUAUCUUUUUUGAUCUCUCUUCCUUAACUAUUAUCGUUAGUGGCGGAGAUGGUGGUCAAGGUCAAGAUGGUGGUGAUGGUGCUAAAGGAUUUAAUGGUGUUGAUUGUCGUGAAGAUUUUGUAAAAAAUCAAGAAAAUUUGGCUCUUAUUUCAAGAGAAAAAAUACGCGCUUUAUCAAGUAAAGGAAAUGAAGAAGCCGGGGUUGUCAAUAAAGCAUUAGUAUGUACUGUAAAAGCUACUAAAUAUUUGUUUACUUUUAAUGAUAAGCAUGAAGAAACAUAUGAAUAUUUUGAUCCAGGACAAAAAGGGGGAAACGGUGGAAGAGGAGGAAUAGGUGGUAUUGGCGGAAAACCUGGUUCUGUAAUAUUUGAUAGUCCAUCUCAAUUGUUAGAAAAUCCUAUUAUAGUUAAAGAAAGUAAAAGAGGUGCAAAUGGAAAAAGAGGAAAUGCAGGUCAUGGUGGAAAAAAUGGACCAAAAUAUCGUGGAGUAUAUAUUAACGAAAGAGUAUUUCCCGCAUUGAGAGGCUACAAAGAAUUUAAUUCAGAAUCUAAUGAAUCCGAUUUAUAUUCUACUAUGCCAGAUGGAGUAUUAAACUCAAUACGAGCAGUGCCUGCAGUAUCAUCAGCAGUUACAAGUCAUGUUUUAAGUGAAUCUGUUAAAGUAUCUGCUAAAGAAUCAACUAAGCAAGUAGCAGCUAGUACUUCUUCUUACAUAGCAUACAUAGGAAAUAUGGGAACAACUUUAAAGCAAGGAGGUAACUAUUUAAUAAAGGAUGUGUUAAAAAUUGGUGCUUCCGAAUCAACCAAACAAGUAGCAACAGUUGGUACUUCAACUUACGUAGGAACUAUAGGAAGCUUUGGUGCUUCUUUAGCAAUUCAAGCAGGAUGUUCUACAGCAAGUGCAUAUCUUUCAAGUUAUUGGAAAGAAGAGCCACAUAAAAUAAAUAAUGAUGAUGAAUUUGCUCCUGACGGUGAAUUAUUUGAUGAGUUAAAUGAAAAUAAUAUUAAAACUCCCUUUGAUCAAUUCCCACUUGCAAUAAAAGAAAAAGAAAAGGAGAAGCUAUAUAAGCAAUUUCAUGAUAAAAGCAAAAAUAAUAAAUAUGUUAAAGAAUUGUUAUAUUUAGAAAGAACUAUUUAUUAG
Molecule: messenger RNA, 2814 nt
Organism: Dentiscutata erythropus
Lineage: Eukaryota; Fungi; Glomeromycota; Glomeromycetes; Diversisporales; Gigasporaceae
Source: the annotation of a GenBank genome assembly